Brugia malayi is the source of this 525-nucleotide messenger RNA. RefSeq lists its product as uncharacterized. Gene Ontology annotation, biological process: lysosome localization. Lineage: Eukaryota; Metazoa; Nematoda; Chromadorea; Rhabditida; Onchocercidae. Gene Ontology annotation, cellular component: BORC complex. The record is from RefSeq and is a predicted model, not a curated record. The transcript is spliced from 3 exons. Bases 1 to 525 code for a protein of 174 amino acids.
AUGGAUCAGCAGCAGCCUUCUGAAUCAAGAAAUCCGGAAAUCAAAAUGAAAGCGACUACAUCCAGUUCUCCAAUUGCUGACCAGCAGCAUACCUUUGUAGUCGAAAAUCUGGAAGGACGAAUUCGUGAAAGUGUCAAACAAAGCAGUAUGCAAUCGGAUGAAAGUCGAACUUCGUUGCAGAGUAUCUCAAGUAGUUUUGUACCGGAUCCCGAAGUUUUAGUUAGCCUUGAGAGGCAUGCAAAUGCUAUCUCAACUAAUAUAAAUGUCGUAUUACGUGAUUUGCGUGAAUCAUUAAAAGGAAUGAGUGAAUUAACUGUUCAAGCUACGGAAUGUUUUGCUGAUGCAAUUUCUGCUUCCUGUAAUUCGGUAGAUGCUACUAUCAAGAAUACCUACGCUUUGCUGGCAAAAGUCGAGGAAGUUACUGAAGCAAUGGCCGGUGUACGAAAAUUGUCCCAACAAGUGAAGGAUAUAAAACAUGUUGUGGAUUUAUUUGAAAUACAGUUGGUAACAAGUUCGACAACAUAG